Molecule: messenger RNA, 2057 nt
Organism: Scatophagus argus
Lineage: Eukaryota; Metazoa; Chordata; Actinopteri; Scatophagidae
Gene: rnf168
Product: ring finger protein 168
Exons: 8
Coding region: 375-1847 (490 amino acids)
Biological process (GO): protein ubiquitination; double-strand break repair
Cellular component (GO): nucleus; site of double-strand break
Molecular function (GO): ubiquitin-protein transferase activity; nucleosome binding; metal ion binding
Source: RefSeq, a predicted model, not a curated record
GUACUCGGGAGCGAGCUGACUGUCUCCGAUGUUUCUCCGUCACGCAUUGAGGCUCCUGUAGCUGUGUAACUCCGCGGUGUCUGUGUGAGCUGACCGUCAGCGCCCUUUUACAGUUCAGUUGCUGUACUAAAGUGCUAAUUGCCAGCCGCUCACAACGCGAACACAUCGGCCCGCAGUGACUGAGUUGACGUCUGAGGUUAGCCGGGAAGCUAACGCUAACUCAGCUUGUUUAGGUUGGAAGGCUAACUAUAGCAUCAACUGAGGCCUCGUACGUCUGGUAAACAGCUCAGUCUGACCUACUGAGUCCUCAGUCCUCCCUGCAGAGCUGUGACCAACCACAGAAGAAGAGCAGGAGGACGAGGAGGAGGAAGAAGAUGGCCUCGGUGUCGGAGGUGGAGGCGUCAGACAGAGGAGGGAGGGGGAGGAGGGGGCCCUUGUCUCUUGAGGACUGCUGCUGUCCGGUGUGUCUGGAGAUCUUCAUGGAGCCAGUGACGCUGCCCUGCACACACACCUUCUGCAAGGUCUGUUUCCUGGAGUCGGUGGACAAAUCCACGCUGUGCUGUCCGCUGUGCAGGAAGAGGGUGUCCACGUGGGCCCGGCAGAACAGCAGGAACAACACUCUGGUCAACAAGCAGCUGUGGACGCAGAUCCAGACCUCCUUCCCUCUGCAGUGUCAGCGCCGCCUCAGCGGGCAGGACGUCAUCACCACGGACGGUCCAGCAGUGUUUUUUCCCAGAGUCAGUCAACCAGGAGAGCUGAGGCAGGAAUACGAGGACCAGGUCACCAAACUGACAGAGGAGAAGCGAGUGCUUGACGAGGAGGAGAGGAGGGCCAGUGAGGAGUACAUCCAGAGGCUGCUGGCUGAGGAGGAGGAGCUGCUGCAGGAGGAGAGGAGGAGGCGAGAAGACGACGAGAGGCUGGCCAGGCUGCUCAGCGACCAGCUGGUCCGUGUUUCUCAAAACUCGGCUGCCGUCUCUCAGGGAAACCUUCGCCCUGCUGAUGUCACUCCAGCCAAGAAGAAGAAGGAGGUCAUCAGCGGACAAAUCGAGAGGUUCUUGUGUCCUCGUCCUUCUAAAAGCAGCUCCUCAGCCUGCAGUUUAACAGCCAACAAGGAGAACAUCCUGAUCUCUCUGCAGGCUGAGCGUCCCCCUCCUCAGCUCGAUUAUUAUGGUGACACAUCAGAGGAUCCAGACCUUCAUCCAACCUCUCUGUCAGCUUCUGAGGAGGAUCGGCCCCAGCUGAGCAGAGAUGGAGGACCUUCAUCGGCAAAGAGGAAGAGCUCAGAGCUGGAGACAACAGUGGGCGAGGAGGCGGCCGUCACCAAACGAGCUUGUCACUCACCUUCUUCCUCUUCCUCCUCCGACCUGGAGGGGGGAGGGUCAGUCCUGCAGGGGACCACUGAGAUUAUGGAGCUGCAGAGCAGACGGCAGCAGCAGGAGGAGGAGGAUUGGAGGCUGGCUCUACUCCUGCAGAAGGAGCUGGACCAGGAAGAGAGGCAGAGGGCCACCAAUAGAAGCAAAGGAUCAUCAGACGCUUACCUGCUCCGCCAGAACCGCAAAGUGACGGCGGAGGCCAGUAGCUCAGACACACCCAGCAGAACCUCCAGAAAGACUCCAAAGACCCCCUCCUCCUCCUCCUCCUCUCCCUCUUCUGCAUCUGGAAAGACCCCAAAGGCCUCUACCCCCUCCUGUGUGGCAUCUGUAAAGACUCCAAAGACCCCCUCCUCCUCCUCCUCCUCCUCCUCCUCCUCAUCUGUAAAGACUACACAGACCUCCACACCCUCCUCCUCCAGCAGAGGCAGCAAACAGGCCACUCUGACUGAGAUGUUCACCUGUCUGAGCAGCUGAAAAAGUGUAUCAGCUGAACCUCCUCAUCUGACCGUCUCCUGAGCUCAGCGACUGCUUCGACGUUCGUGCACAUCAGGCUGGGAAAACACUUCUUGACGGACCUUUAAGAGACAAAGAACACUUUACUCUUAAAUGAAAAGAUUUCAGUGGAAACUGAAGCCACACACUUUUUGUUGUAGCCUCAAUAAAACUGAGUGCCUUUAAUCUGAA